AUGUCCCUAAAGCCAGCUCUCAUUGGCCUCCUACUCUUGGGCUGGGGCCUGGAAAGAGGAAGAAGCUGCCCAGGGUUGGGCCAGCACGCCGUGCACUUUGACCCCGGCUCCUUGCCAGCACGGCUGCUAACAGACUGCCACUUGAGUGUGCUUGCAGGCACUCCCAGAGUGGCCAUGGAAGGAACUGGGCCUUACACCAUCCACCUUCAUACUGCCUCCUGGCCAGCUGCCCACCUUAGUGCCAGGUGGGAGAGAGAGAGUGGAAAACCCAGCCUCUUCCAGGUGGCAGUCGGAAGGCAUUUUGUUUUUGUUUCUGUUGUCAUUUGUGUAAAUACUAGUCUUUUUUUGGAAAAAAAAUAA
Molecule: messenger RNA, 360 nt
Organism: Pipistrellus nathusii (Nathusius's pipistrelle)
Lineage: Eukaryota; Metazoa; Chordata; Mammalia; Chiroptera; Vespertilionidae
Source: the annotation of a GenBank genome assembly